AUGACAGCAGCUCAGGCGCAGCCUCAAGAGACAUGGCAGCCCAUGCCCCUGUCAAUCGCUCCAUCAAUAGCGUCUCACUCCCUGUCAACACCAGAGUCCCUACAAAUUGAGAUUGAUCAAACAACUCACCGGCUUCAGCUCCUCAACUUUUUCCAUGUCCCUGCUUCAUCUCACAUUCUUGAGAUUGGAUGCGGUCAGGGAACAUGCACUGUUGUCUUGGGUCAUGCGGUUGGUGAAGAUGGCCAUGUUGACGCCAUCGACCCCGCACCUCUUGAUUACGGUGCACCAUACACUCUUGGCCAAGCACAACAACAUAUCGCCAAAGGCGCUUUGGGCGGGCGUGUGAAAUUCUGGCAGGCCCAACUCGAGGACUUUUUAAGAGAGACAGGGGACAAGAAGUGGGAUUAUGCCGUCUUUGUGCACUGUCUAUGGUAUCUCGAUGCGCCAGAAACCCUUGCCCGCAUGCUCAAAGCGCUCAAGGGACGAGUGAACAGAGUCUGCAUUGCUGAAUACGCCAUGAAGGCAUCUGAGCCAGCUGCUGUCCCUCACGUCCUUGCUGCUUUGACGCGAGCGACAUUUGAGGCACAAAGACCAGACAGUGAGGCGAAUAUUCGAUGUCUGCUGAGUCCAUCUGAUAUCAAGAGUAUUGCGGGGGAUGCUGGAUGGAAGAUUGAGCGAGAGACGGAAAUUGUGCCGCAUGAGGGAUUGCAAGAUGGUGGCUGGGAAGUUGGGGAUAUGAAAAGCAAGAGCUUUCUUGAUGAUAUUGAGCAGUGUGUUGCUGAUAGUAGGAUAAAGGCCACGCUUCGGAGUGGGAGAGAGGCGGUUGUAAGAGCCGUUCAAGGACUUGACGGUAGUAAGGUGCGGACAAUGGAUGUCUGGGUGGCAGGAUUUUAUUAA
Molecule: messenger RNA, 897 nt
Organism: Fusarium subglutinans
Lineage: Eukaryota; Fungi; Ascomycota; Sordariomycetes; Hypocreales; Nectriaceae
Product: SAM-dependent methyltransferase
Exons: 1
Coding region: 1-897 (298 amino acids)
Source: RefSeq, a predicted model, not a curated record